AUGCUAGAAGUCUACUAUACCUCUUUCUCUCUCUCUUUUUUCGGCUUGACUAAUUUCUUUUUUUCCCACCGGUGUCUCAGGUGGGGAAAUGCUUCCGCGGGCCAGGUCCGAAUUAGCGAGUGCUGGGGAGCUGAAACUGGGGCUAGAGAAAAACGGUUGCAAAAUUUAGCGGCAGACUGCCGGCAUUUCUUAAUUCCACUAGCGUUCUGUAGUAGUCGAUUUGUGAUAUUUACGAGUCUGGUAGACUUUAAUAUGGUCAAUGGUCGAUGGUUGAUGUUGGAAGACCGAUGGAUGGUGGAAUAUUCCAUAAGCCUAUUAGAGUGGUAUGCCUACUUCUACUACGGUUGCUACAUACAGCUGUUGGGCACUGUUAGUGAGCACUAA
Molecule: messenger RNA, 384 nt
Organism: Dujonia railenensis
Lineage: Eukaryota; Fungi; Ascomycota; Pichiomycetes; Serinales; Debaryomycetaceae
Source: the annotation of a GenBank genome assembly